Macaca mulatta (Rhesus monkey) is the source of this 498-nucleotide messenger RNA. RefSeq names its product interferon gamma (gene IFNG). Gene Ontology annotation, biological process: adaptive immune response; humoral immune response. Gene Ontology annotation, molecular function: type II interferon receptor binding; cytokine activity. Lineage: Eukaryota; Metazoa; Chordata; Mammalia; Primates; Cercopithecidae. Gene Ontology annotation, cellular component: extracellular region. The record is from RefSeq and is marked provisional.
AUGAAAUACACAAGUUAUAUCUUGGCUUUUCAGCUCUGCAUUGUUUUGGGUUCUCUUGGCUGUUACUGCCAGGACCCAUAUGUAAAAGAAGCAGAAAACCUUAAGAAAUAUUUUAAUGCAGGUGAUCCAGAUGUAGCAGAUAAUGGAACUCUUUUCUUAGACAUCUUGAGGAAUUGGAAAGAGGAGAGUGACAGAAAAAUAAUGCAGAGCCAAAUUGUCUCCUUUUACUUCAAACUUUUUAAAAACUUCAAAGAUGACCAGAGGAUCCAAAAGAGUGUGGAGACCAUCAAGGAAGACAUUAAUGUCAAGUUUUUCAAUAGCAACAAAAAGAAACGGGAUGACUUUGAAAAGCUGACCAAUUAUUCGGUAACUGACUCAAAUGUCCAACGCAAAGCAGUACAUGAACUCAUCCAAGUGAUGGCUGAACUGUCGCCAGCAGCUAAAAUAGGGAAGCGAAAAAGGAGUCAGAUGUUUCGAGGUCGAAGAGCAUCCCAAUAA